Messenger RNA from Musa acuminata subsp. malaccensis (wild Malaysian banana), 2961 nucleotides. NCBI's taxonomy places the organism in Eukaryota, Viridiplantae, Streptophyta, Magnoliopsida, Zingiberales, Musaceae. The record is from RefSeq and is a predicted model, not a curated record.
AUGCAGAUAUUGUGUUUGUCCGGGGGUCCAUAUGAUGUACUUAUACAGAGCUGCUACACUUGUGGAUAUCGAUUUAUUGUUCCUAAUCUAGACCGCGAGUUACCAGAUUUGGGGCCGGCAUCGUACGCGCUCGCUCUUCCUCCCGCUCCAUCCCCGCUUAGGGUUUUCAAGAAGAAGAAGAAGACGACGACGAAGCUUUUCGCUUCGCCUUCCUGUUUCUCGGCCGUCUCGUUUCGCUCCUCGCGUGGCCGCCUGCGAUUCAGACUCUGGCUCCCAAUGUUCCUGAGACCUCUGUACGAGCUUUUGUUGCGUUUAUCUCCCUAUGAGUCACCGUGUCGACGGGAUGGUCGAAGGUUUGGAGAUUCCGCCGCUUCCGAGUUCGUCUCUAAUCGGUGGCUGGAAACAGGAAGAGAGUUCGCUGACCUCACUUACCUGUCCAAUUUGUUCUUUCGUGAGCUAGAGGAGAAGUUCGAACGGUUGUUCUCUGACGUAGGCCACCCAGUGCCUUCCACGUUCACUGAUUCAUAUCAGGAGGGACUCGUACUUCUGUUGAGGUGUUGCAUGGUCAUGCUGCAUUUUCUCGAAUUUGACCUCAGCUUGGUUGUAGAGAAAUGCAAGAUUCUCUUGUCAAUUCUCCGGAGGUUGUGUGUACCAAAUUUACCAUUUGCUUUAUGUAGCUGCAAACUCCAUCCUGAGGCAGAUAAUAUCAUUAGUGGGGUCACAAGCUUGGCUUCUCAUCGGUGCCCUAGUGAUCUAAUUGGGAUAAAUGGGCCAAAUGAGGGAGCUAGAAGGCCAAUGCUUUCCUUUUUCCGAAGAAUACUUGAGGUGUUUAUUGAUGAAUUUCUGAAGAACUGCCAAAUGAGAAAACAUUUUACAAUGACAGAUAAUGUUUCCGUCACAGAACAGAAGCUUUUUGUAUCUCAUGGCAGUUACGGCGAUAUAUAUGCUAUUCAAGAGAUUAUUUCCAGUCAUUUCCUUCUAUCAACUAAUGAUGAGUGGACAUUCAAUAGAUUUAUUAACUCACUGUCUUGGGCCAAUGAGGUUGAGAAUGAUGUAUCUGAAAUAUGCCUGAGCACAAUGUUGACAUUGCUAGGUUUCCGCAACAUGUUCUUCAUACCAUGUAUGCUUGAAGCACAUCUGCUUUCGUGGGCUUCCAAAUGCAUCAGCAUACAGAGGCCUAAAGUUGAUAGGGGGUUGAAUGAGGAACUGAUGAAUUCCCACAUCUUAGCAUUUGAACUUUCUGUCAAUGUUUAUAUAGGUCACAUUUCAAGAAUAGGACUUGUCAGUAAUAUAAAUGGAGAGCAUGUUCAGCCAUGUUAUCAUGACAAGAAAUUAUCUUUUGAUUCUUGUAUCCAACCCAUGACCUACUAUAAACUUCAACAUCAGAUGGACUCUUUGUUUGAAUUCUGUUGCUUAAACUCUCAGGAUUUUCUUUCUGAAACAAAAGCAGAUAUUGCAAAUAAAUCUUUUGCAUUCAUCAAAGAGAAUAGUCAUAUUUUAGAUGACAUUUUCAGGGAUGAAGCUUGUUUAAUUUUACAAUAUAUAGUGAUAAAUAUUCUUUCAGAAGAAAAUGUGGAAGACACAAAACAUGAAAAUGAAAGCAAAAUUUCGCAAGAGAUGUAUUGUUUUGCUGCUGUAUUGAAGUUAAUGAGUUCAUCACUCUUGCAAAUCAUAUGGAACUUGAGACAGAAAGGGUGUGUAGGUGGCUCUGAAGCAUUGGGUAAUAAGGUUGCUUGCAGGGAAUAUAAUUUUAUAGCGGGCAUUAUCAGUUGUUUUGGGAAAUAUGAAUUGAAUCAACUUGUUAAGAGAAUUCUGCUGGAUGUUAUUGGAUCAAAUUCUGCAAAACAUGAGUCAAAUCUGAUGUUGGCACAUUUUGCAAGCUUAUUAUAUCAUAGUUUCAGAAGAAGGCUUGGGUUUUUGUGGAAUAGUUGCAUUAUUAUGAUGAUGGUGAUUCUCAAUCUUCUUAUUUUUGAAGAGGGUAAUUUGGAUGUAUUGAUGCCAUUGGUUGUUAUAUCGAAAGUAACAAUUCAGCAAAGUUCUGAAGAAAAGCAAAUAAAGGCAUCAACUUGUAGAAGUUCAGUAGUAGCAUCAAACUUGCAUCAUAUUCAAAUGCUCUAUUUGAGGAAAAACCACACAACAGAAAUGCACGAAGACCAGUCCACAAAAUGUCUAACUUCUAUUGAGGAUGCAAAGUGUAAUUCUUACAUUAGUGGAGCUAAUACAUGUAAUGGUGAAACUUUUAUUCAGUCUUUACCUGGAAAUCAGAAAGAUCCAUCAGAAUGGGCUGAUUUGGUUGACUUCAUUGAGGGCACGCAUGGUAAGGAUUACUCAGGUUGGUUAAGACAUCGAAAAAGGUUCAGAGUAUGGCAGCAUGAAAAGAGACUUGUGAUGAAAGGGCACAAGAAAGAAGUUGUAGCUGCAAGGAGACUUAGGUCCAAGAGGGCUAAGUGAGAUUUUUAUGCUAUCAUUUCUGCACUUUCAGAACAUUCCCUUGGACCGGGAUGUCUGGCUGACUAUUGAAUGCAGGUAUGGCAAGAAUUACUCUGGUUGAACUAUUGAAAAGAAGGUUCAGUGGCAAUUAUUUUUAAUAAUGAAAAAUGCAAGACAUUCUGAUUGAAGCACACAAUCAUGUGAGCAAAAGUAAACCGCCGCUUUUGAAUUUGGGCAGUAAAGCUUCAGGUAGCGAUGCAACAAAGUCAUCUUCUUGGUGCUUCACAUGCGAUGUGCUAUGAUACACAAAAUCAUUCAUAUUUUAGUGCACAAGAAUGGUAAAAGGAUGUACCCAGGGCAUGAUGCAUCCACCAAUAUAGAAACUCUUCCCAUGGGUCAAAUCUGGAUCAUUCAGAUCGCAAAGGAGCAAUUUUAUGCCUGUACCAAGAGUCAUUUCAAAGGGUUGGUACUAAAGUUGAAUCACAAAAGUACCUUUUAGGAAGAGGAGAGAACAAAAGAAAUAGCAUGGGG